Thelazia callipaeda (thelaziosis nematode) is the source of this 1122-nucleotide messenger RNA. The record is from the annotation of a GenBank genome assembly. Lineage: Eukaryota; Metazoa; Nematoda; Chromadorea; Rhabditida; Thelaziidae.
AUGCAACAGCAAGAGCAAGGGACUUCUACAACUAGCGUUGACUCUGGUUUCUUCUAUCCUUCCAAGUUGGGUAGCUUUUCAGCUACUACUCCAUCGAUACCCCAGUUAACAACAUCUUUAGCUGAUCAAGCAUUAUUUGAGAACUACAAUUUGAAAUGGGAGGAAGCUUCUUUAGAGCAGAAAAUGGCGGCACUCAAGUUAGAAACUCAAAAGCAAUUAUUGAAUGAACUGAUGCUUCAAAAGCAGUUGCCACAUUCGGCAUGUACUUAUCCAGCUGAAUUUCAUAUACGCACGGCAAAAACACCGAAUCAACGAAAUCGUGAGCUAUAUAAGACAGCUUUAUGCGAUUUCUGGAGCGCAGGUGUACCAUGCCGAUUUGGUGACCGCUGUUGGUUUGCACAUGGACCACAUGAACUUCGUAUUGCGCGUUUCGUAUAUCCUGGUUUACAUCCAUAUGAUUACGAAAUUCGGAUGAACUCUUCAAAUACUCUUACACCGUCAUAUGCUCGACAAUUUUGGAAUUUCGAUCAGAACUGUCCAGUAGUUAAUUCACAGUCGACUUCACUAACUCUCUCAGCAAUGGGUCCCAACGUCCCAAUUGGUUAUGAGCGCAAACUCCGUCGUAUUUCUCCAGUGCACGAGAAUGUGACGGUCAAAGAUUGGCGAGUAGCUCAGCGCGGUAUAUCAGACGGUGAUUCUGGAAUCGGAAGUGCUGGAACUAACAAUUCCCCGGAAGUGAAAUCUUUAUUUAGGCAGCAGCUUCAUGUAGAAAUGGCUUUGCAUUUUUCAGUGCAUAACCAGGUUUAUUUCUCAUGUGAUGAAUUACAGCCAGUACCUGUUUUUAAGUUACGGCCACUAGAUACAGUCACAAGUCGCGAACAAACCUCCCAAAAAGGAGAAGCAUUUAAUCGUUGGUUGAGUGCUGGGAAUGUACAACCUAAGAACUUAAAAGUGCCACCUGGUCUAGAGCAGAUGGGUUGGUGGCCGGAUACUAUCAGUAGUACAUAUCCAUUCAUCAAUCGACCAACCUCAAGCACCCAGCCUAGUCAAUCUACGGGCGCUACAAGCGAGCACUGUUACUCAAUAUGUUUUGAUCCAAAACUGGAUAAAGUUGAUGCCUAA